GGGUGGCCUGGCAGCGGAGCCCGCGCAGGGUUUGCCAGGCGAAGGCGGAGCGCUAACGUCUAACGCUAACGGCGGUCGUGCCCCGCCGCUGCUGUCACCCCUGGCCGCUGCUGCCCUCCCCGCCGAGGUUCUACUGCUCUCCUUCUUAAGAAGGGUAGGAGGCACUCGGUCUCUCCUCACACCUCUCGCCUGAGGCCAGGCGCCAGGUGUCGCCUGAAGCCAGACAGCCGGUUUGGGAGCGAGCCUGAGGGCAAGGGGAAGGCAAGGAGAUCUUCAAGAGAAUGUGACUGUGGGGGAUUAUGGCUUUCUGGCCAAUUUGUAGUCCCCAAAAUUGAGUGUCAAACAGAGGCUGGGUGACCUCCUGUCCAGGAUUGCUCUCAUCGUAUGAAUCGAAGUUUUCAUCUUAACGUAUUUUUUUCUCCUGAGAAUAGGCCAACCAAUCAAUGGCUCAGACAGAUAAGCCAACAUGCAUCCCGCCGGAGCUGCCGAAGAUGCUGAAGGAGUUUGCCAAAGCCGCCAUUAGGGUGCAGCCGCAGGACCUCAUCCAGUGGGCAGCCGAUUAUUUUGAGGCCCUGUCCCGUGGAGAGACGCCUCCGGUGAGAGAGCGGUCUGAGCGAGUCGCUUUGUGUAACUGGGCAGAGCUAACACCUGAGCUGUUAAAGAUCCUGCAUUCUCAGGUUGCUGGCAGACUGAUCAUCUGUGCAGAGGAGCUGGCCCAGAUGUGGAAAGUGGUGAAUCUCCCAACAGAUCUGUUUAAUAGUGUGAUGAAUGUGGGUCGCUUCACGGAGGAGAUUGAGUGGCUGAAGUUUUUAGCCCUUGCUUGCAGCGCUCUGGGAGUUACUAUUACCAAAACUCUCAAGAUAGUGUGUGAGGUCUUAUCAUGUGACCAUAAUGGUGGGUCGCCCCGGAUCCCGUUCAGCACCUUCCAGUUUCUCUACACGUAUAUUGCCAAAGUGGAUGGGGAGAUCUCUGCAUCACACGUCAGCAGGAUGCUAAACUACAUGGAACAGGAAGUAAUUGGCCCUGAUGGUAUAAUCACAGUGAAUGACUUUACCCAAAACCCCAGGGUUCAGCUGGAGUAAAAGCACAAUUUUGGCAAUUUUAAAGGAAGAUACAGAGAUGAUUGUACUUCAGAAUGACUGACACCCAUAUACCACCCAAAAUCAAUUUUCUUGUACAACUGGUACACACAAAUAAACAAUUAAACAUAUGAGAUCAGAAA
This is a messenger RNA of Pan troglodytes (chimpanzee), 1222 nucleotides long. RefSeq names its product rhophilin associated tail protein 1 (gene ROPN1). Gene Ontology annotation, biological process: sperm capacitation. The record is from RefSeq and is a predicted model, not a curated record. Gene Ontology annotation, cellular component: cytoplasm; motile cilium. Bases 444 to 1082 code for a protein of 212 amino acids. Lineage: Eukaryota; Metazoa; Chordata; Mammalia; Primates; Hominidae. The transcript is spliced from 7 exons.